GUGUGAACAAAGCUGCUCUCAGGGACCCAUGUGCAUCAUCUUCUUUAAGUUUGAUCCUCGCCCUGUUUCCAAAAAUGCUUACAGAAAAGACUGAAACAUCCUCACUUUUGAUGCUGUGGGCAGUGUCAUCCAUGGCUCUGCCGUUGCCAGAUGCUGAUCUCAUAGGAAUGUGUUUUCUGGCUUCCCAGAAGUCAGUCUCUGGAAGACGAGCCUGUCCCUGUCAUGCCCUCCUAGGACUGACCCAGUGAUGUUGCCACUUUGCUGGCCUGUUGUGAAAGAUGUGGCUCCUGAAGCAUCUCUUCUUCUCUUGGGCCUCAUUCAAGCACCAUAUCCUGUUUUCCCACAAGAGAAAGUGUGGCCCAUUGCACAGCAUGUAUCUUGUGAUCUGUCUGCCCAGAUGUAGCAGUUAUAGUCUGUUGCUGAGUGGCACUCAGGGGGCCCGGGAAGGGAGGGGGGAGCCAGCGCAGCACGUGCUCAGGGAGUGAAUGUGAGCAUGGCACCUUCUGCAGAAUAUCUCCAGGCCUGAUACUGGGCUGGGCCCUGGUGUCAUGGAUCCCAUGGUCUACACCUCCCAUCCGCCAUGUCACUGCAUCUCGCUGUUGGGGAUGCCCAUCCCUCCAGAGGUGGCAGCCAUCCCCAUGUCAAUUUCUACUGGUCCCUCCCCUCCAGGCACUUCCCUGGCAUGACCCUCCAAGAGCCCUUGGGCCUUCCUGUCUGUCUUCUUGGUGCUGAGCUGGCCCUGGAAAGGCUCAUCCUGGCGGCCAACAGGGAUGAAUUUUACCACAGACCAUCCAAGUUAGCAGACUUCUGGGGGAACAACAAUGAGGUCCUCAGUGGACUUGACAUGGAGGAAGGCAAGGAAGGAGGCACGUGGCUGGGCAUUAGCACACGGGGGAAGCUGGCCGCGCUCACCAACUACCUGCAACCACGGCAGGACCGGGAUGCCCGGGGCCGAGGUGAACUUGUGACCCACUUUCUGACUACAGACAUGGACAGCUUGUCCUACUUGAAGAAGGUCUCUGCGGAGGGCCACCUGUACAACGGCUUUAACCUCAUAGCAGCUGACCUGAGCACAGAGAAGGGAGAUGUUGUUUGCUACUAUGGAAACCGGGGGGAGCCUGAGCCUGUCAUCCUGGCACCAGGGACCUAUGGACUAAGCAAUGCACUGCUGGAGACACCCUGGAGGAAGCUGUGCUUUGGAAAGCAGCUCUUCCUGGAGGCCGUGGAGCGGAGCCAGGAGCUGCCCAAGGAUGCCCUCAUCGCCCAGCUCCUGCACGUGCUCAACAAUGAUGAGGCGCAGCUGCCAGAUCCAGCUAUUGAGGACCAGGGCAGGGAGUAUGUGCAGCCCUUUCUGAGCAAGUACGCCGCUGUGUGUGUGCGCUGCCCAGGCUAUGGCACCAGAACCAACACAGUCAUCCUCGUGGACGCGGACGGGCAUGUGACCUUCACAGAACGUAGCAUGCUGGACAAGGACCCCUCCUGCUGGGAGACCAGCACCCACGAGUUCAAGCUGCAGAGCUAACCCUUCCCCCUGGAUGUGGCCACUGGGCUCCAGGAAGGCCCUGCCUCAAGGGCUAGUAUGGAUAGGAACUAUCACAUGUACUGCCUGUGACUUGGCCAGAAUCCCCCAGGACCAGGGUCCUCUGGUGUUUGUGUGACCUGUCUGUGUUGUCAUGUCCCGCUCAGGGUCCACCCUCAUGCCAGUGGGAGUGACAAAGUCACAUGGCCAGGUCUGAGGGGGGCUCAGGUGUGCUAUGCAUGUGUGAAGGCACCUGGGCCUACCCCCUGCCCAAGCACAGAGGCACAUACUCAAGGCACAUGUUUCCACGCAUACCUGCAGGUGCAUGGUCACACACACACACGCACAUGCACAUAUGAGCAACAGAGAGGUACACACACACACUCCCAGGCAUACCCACACAUGCGUGCCACACAGGCAGAGGUGUGCCUCUCACAUCCACAUGUGCUUCUGGCUAGUGGGUCUUUGCUUUGACCAAAACAACAGGAGUAGACUGUUGUUUAAGAGUGGCUCCUCUCCUGGGUGUAGUCCACUUCUGGACAACCAGACUUGCUCUUAGAGAGGAGAGGCCCCAUUUGGAAUGAGAAAUGAGAACAACUCCAGAAGAACCUGCUUUCAUAACAGAAGCACCGCCUGGUUGGUUGUCCUUUGUGCUCUGGGGGAUCUCCUAUGUGCAUGGGGUGGUCCUGUGGGGGAGGGGAGCGGUCUUGCAUGCACCAGGGGUUCUGUGUAUGCUGAAACACCUUGCCAGGCUCUCAGGCACCUACUUGCCUGCCCACUGGGGUCAUGGGUCCUGAGCAGGCCCAUCUCAGCGAUGGGACACAGCCAACCCUUUCUAUUUCCCUUCUCCUUGGGGAGUCGGACUUCAUAGGAAUCUGUCCUUGAACAUGAGACCUUGAUAAUAAAACUCUGAGGUGUGGUGAGUC
Lynx canadensis (Canada lynx) is the source of this 2445-nucleotide messenger RNA. It is a transcript of the gene TANGO2, whose product is annotated as transport and golgi organization 2 homolog. Lineage: Eukaryota; Metazoa; Chordata; Mammalia; Carnivora; Felidae. Bases 581 to 1522 code for a protein of 313 amino acids. Gene Ontology annotation, biological process: Golgi organization; protein secretion. The transcript has 9 exons. The record is from RefSeq and is a predicted model, not a curated record. Gene Ontology annotation, cellular component: Golgi apparatus.